AGGCUGAGCUGCAGUUGUCCUGGCAUGCCACAGGCCACAUGCUUGCCAGCAAGGCUUCGGAGCUCCCUUCCAAGAUGGCCGAAGACAAUUCUCCAUACAAGGCCGUGGCCACAAAGUGUAGACGCAGCCGCACCAAAUUCACAGAAGAGCAAUUGAAAAUCCUCAUCAAUGCAUUCAACAAAAAACCUUACCCGGGUUAUGCCGCCAAACAAAGACUUGCUUUGGAAGUCAACACUGAAGAAUCUAGGAUCCAGAUCUGGUUUCAGAAUCGAAGAGCUAGGCACAGGUUCCUGAAAAGACCUGAGAAGAACUUAGACUUAAGACAAGACCGAGUUUACCCUGAAGAGAAUAUUCAAGGUAUGAGAGACAGACGAUGUCGUACCAGCUACACUUCUUCCCAAUUACAAACUCUCAUGAAUGCGUUCAUGGAAAACCCUUAUCCUGGGAUUGAUUCCAGAGAGCAACUUGCUGAAGAUAUUGGGGUUCCAGAGUCUAGAGUCCAGAUUUGGUUUCAAAACCGAAGAUCUAGACUCCGUAUCCAGAAAAAAAGAGAACCUGAAGAAGCUUCAGCCCAAAGACAAAACCAGGGACAAGAUCUCUGA
Messenger RNA from Balaenoptera acutorostrata (minke whale), 602 nucleotides. Its product is annotated as double homeobox protein A-like. The transcript has 2 exons. NCBI's taxonomy places the organism in Eukaryota, Metazoa, Chordata, Mammalia, Artiodactyla, Balaenopteridae. Gene Ontology annotation, molecular function: DNA binding; DNA-binding transcription factor activity, RNA polymerase II-specific. Gene Ontology annotation, biological process: regulation of DNA-templated transcription. The record is from RefSeq and is a predicted model, not a curated record. The coding region runs from base 39 to 602 and encodes 187 amino acids.